UUUUAACCGAAGAGCACUUCAUCCUAGCAUUUUUGCGAAAUAUUUCAUUUAUACAGAAGGGUUUUUGCUUGUUUCACAGCUAUGACGCAUUUAGUGGAAAUAGGGGAAAGUAUAGUUGAAAAUAUUGGCGAUGAGGAUAAUAAUUUUACCGAAAUACGAAAGAAACUUUUAAACGAUUUUGAUACGGCGGAGACAGUUCGUAAAGUGUUAAAAAGCUCGAAGACUGGCAAUUCUAAAGAGCCUAUAAAAGUAUACCUACGAAUUAAACCUUUAACUGGCGAUGAAAUCGAAGCUGGUGAGUCACAAGGCUGUUUAGAAAUGGAGAAUAUGCGUACUGUUGCUUUGCAUCCGCCGAAGACAUCCUUCACAUUCAAACAUCAGUCACGAAAUGCAAUCACUUCUGAGACUAUUCAACGCUUUACUUUUUCACGAGUCUUUGGACCUGAGACAGGCCAAAAACGAUUCUUUGAAGACACUUCUUUAGAUGUUGUCAGGGAUUUCAUAAAUGGCCAUAAUUGUUUAGUGUUCAGUUACGGAAUUACGAAUGCUGGAAAGACUUAUACCAUCUUGGGCAACCAGCAAAAUGUAGGGAUUCUGCCAAGAACAUUUAAAAUCCUUUUCAAGAGUUUUAAAGACCAAAAUUAUGAGCAUUCCAAUCUGAAACCAAAAAUGUUUUGUGAUGUUGUCAAGCUAAGCAGUUUGCAGGAGGAGAAUGAGGAAAGCAAGAAAAAGAACUUACUUUUGUUAGGUGAUGUUCCUACAUAUCACCAGAGUAUUAGCACAAGUGAUCUUUCAUUGCAAGACAGUGUGGAAGAACAACAUAGUGGGGAUACUAUUGAUGUUUCCUCAUUAUUGGAUGUAACAAGUAUUCCUAUUGAAGACCAAGGCCCAAUUCAGUUUUCUGUUUGGAUUUCAUUUGCUGAGAUUUAUAAUGAGUAUAUUUAUGAUCUUCUUGAACCAAUCUCUAUGAAUAAAGAAACAAGAAGGAGAACACCCUUAAAAGUUGGAGAUGACAGAGAAGGCAAUCCCUAUAUCAAAGGUCUAACAGAGAUUCAUGUGAAUAAUGCAGAAGAGGCCUACAAGCUGUUGAAAAUUGGAAGGAAAAAUCAAAAGAUUGCAUCAACCAAACUGAACCAAAAUUCAAGUAGAAGCCACUGCAUUUUUACAUUGAAAAUUCUACGCGUUUUCCAUACUAAGGAGCCACGUGUUGCAAGAGUCAGCAGGCUAUCCUUCGUAGACUUGGCUGGCUCUGAAAGAUACACCAAAACCCAAAACACCGGUGCCCGUCUGAAGGAAGCUGGUAAUAUCAAUACCUCGAUUAUGACCCUUGGGAAAUGUGUCGAACUACUGCGGUACAACCAGAACCAUGUAAAUAAUCAGAAGAACAUCCCAUUCCGUGAGAGCAAAUUGACGCGCCUGUUCCAAGGAUUUUUUUGCGGAAAGGGAAAAGCGUCUAUGAUCGUCAAUGUUAACCAAUGUGCUUCUGCGUUCGAUGAGACUCUUCAUGCGCUGAAGUUUUCUGCAAUAGCCAAGAAGGUGACGACGAUAGCUCACGGCCCGCAGCAGCCCGUAGAAAUCCACAAUCGUCCUCUACAGGUAUCUGCGCGAUCUAAUCGGUCUUCUGUAGCUUGGGCCGACGGGUCUGUUUCCACUCCAGUUGGUAAUAAAGUUAACUUGCAAACAGAUGACAACGAUGCAACGGUAUCAGAAGAAGAUACUGCCAAUAUUACCCCUCUUGCGGGAAGCAAGGAUCUGGUGAAAGUAAUUGCGGAGCUGGAAGUCCUUCUUAAGGAAGAAAGGAAGGAAAAACUAAUGAUGGAGAUGAAGAUACGGGAAGAAGUUUGCCAAGAGAUGGCCGAACAAUUGGUGGAAAUUGAGAGAAAUUACAAUGAACGUAUGGAAGAAGAGCAGCGAGCGACGGAAGAGUUGUAUGAGAAGAGAUUGGACAUACUAAGUAAGUCUGUGAAGAAAGCAAGAAAACGUCCACGUUUUGACCUCGUGGAGGAUGAAGAUGAUGAAUGGGUGUCUUCUGUCGUUCUCCAUCGAGAGGAAAUGAAGAACAAGGACCUAUCUGAGCGUAUUGUGGUGUUGGAACAGAAGCUUGCGUCUCUGGGAGAGGAACGCGGUACGAUGAUAGACAACGUCGCGACAUUGGGGAAAGAAAAAGAUGAAAUUAUCGAGAAUUUGCGAAAGGAACUACAAAGCCGUGAUGAGAAUAUUAAAGCUUUCUUGGAAAAGGCAACGGUGGAUGAGGAAGAGAAAUUAGUCGCUGAACAAAAAUUGCAAGAAGAGACAAAAAUGAUAAAAGAACAAAAAGAGAAUAACCUUGUCAAACAACUCGAAAAGCGCUUGCAGGAAUCAACGGCGGCUUUGGAUAAGAAAAAUUCACAACUUAUCAGCAAAAACAAUGCCAUAACGAAAUUGGAGAACAGCUUGAAAAUUAACCGAGCCGAUUUAAGCGCGAAGGAAGAAGAAUUGAAAGAGCUCAGAACUAAAAUUGAGCAACAGCAGUCCAAUCUAUUGAAUAAAAGCCAGGAAAAGAUGGAAAUCGUGGAGAACUUGAAGUUUGUCGAAGGGGAAUUGCUGAUUAUGAGUUCUAAAGAGAAGGAAACACAAGUGGAAAUGGGGGAAUUUAUGAAAGAACUAAACAAGGCUAAAGAUGACGCUGGAAAGUGGGAGUUGGAAGUGAAAAGGCUUCAACAAACGGAGGAAAUUUUAAAAACGGUCGAGGGUCGUGUAGAGGAGUUGAAGAAAGUUAUUGGGAGCAAAGAAGAGGACUUUAUUUCGUUAAAGCAAGACUUUGAUAAGGCUCUUGAUGAUCUCGCGAAUGUGCAAACUAGGGUAGUUGAACGUAAUGAAAAACUGGAAGAAAUGGAAAUCCUUGUCUGUUCGUUGAAGAAUGAGUCUCGUUGUAAGGAGGCUGAGGUUGCUCGGUUGCAAAAGGAGUUGACAAACGCGCGUGAUGAAUUGAGGAAUAUAAAGGAGACGAAAGAUGAAGGGUUAGAACAAGUGAAACAAGAAAUGGAAAAGACGGAUGUGUGUCUAAAACAUUACGAGGUGGAUAUCGAACGGUUGAAGAAUGGGCUCGAAGAAUCUAAUCAGGUCGUGGAGCAAAUGGAGAAAGAUUUGACUUCAAAAGAAAAGGAGAAUAUGAGUCUUAUUUCACAACUGGAAAAAUUACUGCAGAAUGAAGAAAAAAUGAAGGAAUUGACGAGGGAAAAUGAUUGCCUCGACGGGCAAUGUGAACGAUUUAAGAUUAAAAUAUUUGAGCUUGAGACAGAGGUAGAAAAACUGCAACAAGACGUGAAAAAAGAGACCACGAAGAAGGACACAGCAACAGCAGCAUUGAGAGAUGGCUUGGAGAUUGUGAAGGCAAAGAAACAGGAGUUCGAGGCCAGAAUGAACGAAGCUGAGAAAGAAAAAGAAGAAAUAAAGAACGGUUUUGAAAUGAAGAUCGCAGAUCUACGAGAAGAAAUUGCAAGAUUGUCGUCUGCUAGUAGCGAGAGUGGCGGGAAAACGGAUCCAUCGGACAUGGAAGGUGAUGACGACAGUAGCAAUGGGGACUAUGUAUACAAGCCGGUCAAGGUGGAGAGUUUCAACAUGCCUGGAAAGGAUAGAAUGGAAAUAGAUGUGACUCCUAUCACUGGAACGGGUUUGCCGAAAGGCAGCAAGAAAACAACAAAAUCAUUGAAAAGAAAAAGCAGCGAUAUGACACUUAGGGAGAUCCAGCAAGAUUUUGCUAAAACAAAACUGAGGAAAACACGCAGCUCAGUAUCUGGUCGCUCACGGCCAUCAAAAGCCAAUAUGACCGCAUCCACGUUUUCUUUAACCACUUUGGAUGAAGAUUCCGAGAAUGCCCAUCCUAAGACGAAAUCAGGACGAAAGUUCUUGAAUAUGCUACCUUUCCCGGAGGGAAUAAUAAAGAGCAAAACAAGUACAGACUCGAAGAACAGAACGAGAAAACUGUUCAAAAAGACGGAAAUAUCUGCUCCUCUAGAUUCCCCAAAUCCUGUCAUGGCUGACCAUGUUGGCACACCUACGACUGCUCGGGCACAAGACGUAAUUAUGCGGCGGCUCAGGUCACGCGUUAUUAAAGUGGCAAAAUGAUUGGUUUGUUAAGGGAGCGUCAACACUUUAGGACAAGAUCUGGUCUGGAUUAUAUAUAUUUUUCUUAGGAGCAAAACGAGCAGCAAAUUUCUCACAGCUGUCUCAAAUCCUCUCCAAUGUACGCGCGUUUGUCAAAAGUAUCGUAAACUUUCGCACCUGCGCAAUGCACGUUGUUGUUUCUUGUCUUUGCAGGCAAUUACAGCAUUUUAUGUUGCGUGCAGUUUAAAACUCUCUAACCAUACUGAAGAAAGCGUAUACCGUAUUUACUCGUUUGAGCGCCGCAGCGCUCUUUAAAUUUUUAGAACUUCAGAUGCGGCGCUUAAUCUAGGGCGGCGCUCAAGGGGGGGCUAAAAAAUUUAUCGCAAACCCGGCGCUCUUUCGGGGGCGGCGCUCAAUCCAAUAAAUACGGUAUACCUUUUUCUACAGCUGACCCCAGAGUUGUAACUAUGUAAAUAAAUGCAUUAUUA
Messenger RNA from Dendronephthya gigantea, 4574 nucleotides. Its product is annotated as kinesin-like protein KIF20A. The transcript is spliced from 25 exons. The record is from RefSeq and is a predicted model, not a curated record. Gene Ontology annotation, cellular component: spindle microtubule; nucleus. Gene Ontology annotation, molecular function: microtubule binding; ATP binding; plus-end-directed microtubule motor activity. Bases 82 to 4107 code for a protein of 1341 amino acids. Gene Ontology annotation, biological process: mitotic spindle assembly; microtubule-based movement. NCBI's taxonomy places the organism in Eukaryota, Metazoa, Cnidaria, Anthozoa, Malacalcyonacea, Nephtheidae.